Messenger RNA from Lactuca virosa, 990 nucleotides. NCBI's taxonomy places the organism in Eukaryota, Viridiplantae, Streptophyta, Magnoliopsida, Asterales, Asteraceae. The record is from the annotation of a GenBank genome assembly.
AUGUUUCUUGAUAGCUUCCAAGAAAUCGAUCAAUUCAUGCUACUCCUAUCAAGAAACAGUCUCAUGGAACUCAUCAUUGUUAAUGCAAAUCAACGUUAUGAACUUCCUUCUUGUGUAUUUUCUUGUCUAGAAUUGAGAAGUUUGAAAGUGACAAAAUGUUUCUUCAAUCCACCACGUGAGUUUGAAGGAUUUCUCAAUCUUGAAGAACUUAUUCUAAAGCGUAUUGAUUUUGGGGGUAGAUUGUGUGGAACUAAGAUCAACCUACCACGGCUUAAGACGUUGACCCUGAAUAUGUGUACAAAUGUUUACAAUUUCAACAUUAAGGCUACAAAACUGCAGAAUUUAAUUGUCAUUGCUUGUCCUGAUGCCAUGUUGCUUCAGUUAUUGGACAACCGAUGCCUUUUUCAGGUUUGGAUUGCUUUCGAGAAACCCAUACAAGAUUUUGUAGGAGUUGAAAAAAUGACUUUGGCCAAAAUGUUGAGCAACUUUCCAAGAGUUAUACAGUUCAAUAUCGACAGUCAUUUUCUUAAGUUUUUUAUUGCAGAAAAAAUUCCAAAAUUGCUUCCACAAACAAUUUAUAAUUUAAAGCAAUUGCGGUUGUUCCAUUAUCAACUUGCUGAUUUGCAUCAACUUCACGGUGCUCUUUGUUUGCUUCGGAACUCACCAAAUCUUGAAACGUUGUGUAUAUUCAUGGCAAUGGAGACUCGGGUUGAUGUGGGAGCAGCUUCAAAUCACUUGGAAUCCCCAAACUGCUUGGAUUGUACAUUGGAACAUUUGAAAAUUGUUGAGAUGAGACAUUUAAAAGGAUCAAAAGCGGAACUGCUUUUUAUAAAGCUUCUUCUUGCUCAUUCCCCUUCUCUCCAGAACUUUACCAUUACACCAAGUCAGAAAACUGAUGCUCAAAAAAGAUUUGACAUUGCUAAAGAUGUGAUGCAGUUCCCUCGAGCCUCAACAAAAGCAAAAAUGUUCUACUUGAAUCCCAAGCCAUAA